CUCUGAACACACAUUAUUUUUGGACUGUGGGCCCCCGCAGCAGCUGAGGCCCAGCUCAUUAUAAAUGGACCGGCCUCAGUGACUGUGUGUCACUGUUGGGUCUGGAAGCAGGAUGAUGGCUGCAGCAAAGAUUGCGCUGCUGCUGUUUGCAGCGAUCGGCUGCAACGCAGCACCGGCUGCAGAGGAGUGCCGGGGUCUGGCCAAACGGCUGCCCAGUAAAAACCUGCAUGAGAUUUACGGUGAAUGGGUUCUGGUCUGGUCCGUCAGUGACUUUCACGUUGGCCAAAGUUUACUGGGAAAUUUAACCAGUUCCCACGUUGAGUUCAAACUCCUUGCUGACAACAAAACAAUCGAGUACAACGAGAAGAACAAAUUCUCCGACCGCUGCACCUCCUACUUUAUCAACCUGACGGUUCCCUCUGGCGACGCUGAACACCACACGCUGGCCAUUCAGUCCAUCAGACUGGAGAGGGACGGAGUGGAAAUCAACUACAACGACACCGGAGACGUUGAAUUCUACGAGAGCUGCGACGACUGUCUGCUGAUGACCUUCCAAAGUUCAAGAAUGAAAUUCCUGCUUAGCUACAGGCGGGAGGGUUCGCACCGGGACGUGGAGCGACACAGAGCCGCCCACGACGACCAUAAGAAACUGGCCGAGUGUCUGGGAGUCCCACACGACAAACCGUACACCUACGACGGAGUGGCAGAUUUCUGUCACAAGAAGUCGGCUCCAGAAGCAAACGCCGACCGGUCCUGAGUGGAGUGAGGAGGAAGAGUCGACCUCCAUGAGGAUUAAAACACAUUUAAAAACUAUUAAAAAGGCUUCAGAUGUGAAUUUAACCGUUUUUGUUGACUGUUAAAUUAAAAUUAAAUAACGGUGGACAGCUGCAAACGUUAUUUUUAAGCUGCAAACGGUUAAGGAUUUAUUUUUUGUGUUGCUUACAUUCAGUUUUUUUUUUCUCAGCUUUUACGGUGAAACUAAUCUGAAAACUCAUCAGUAAAAUUUCAUCUUUCAUUUGGCGGCAGUGGAGGCUCAAAAUGUAAACCAGAAAAAAUAAAAAGUGUUGAAAGCAGCUGGUAAUCCUUAAAUAAAGAUUUGAAUUUG
This is a messenger RNA of Xiphophorus maculatus (southern platyfish), 1105 nucleotides long. Its product is annotated as saxitoxin and tetrodotoxin-binding protein 1-like. NCBI's taxonomy places the organism in Eukaryota, Metazoa, Chordata, Actinopteri, Cyprinodontiformes, Poeciliidae. The transcript has 6 exons. The record is from RefSeq and is a predicted model, not a curated record. The coding region runs from base 113 to 757 and encodes 214 amino acids.